GCCGUGAUGAAUUCUUGACAAGAGUUUUCUGUGAGCUUGUAAUGGCCGUCAGGACUUUUCUGAAGGAUUACCACUGUGAGUUGCUGCUUGACACCCUGACUUAGUGCUGCAGUGCAGCCCCCAAGUGAGAGAAAAUAGAAUGAGUGAGAGGAUUUAUGGGUGUGUGUGUGUGUGUGGAGCCUUUGAAGAUCGUGUUGAGAGCGACGUGCUCUUUGCAGUCAUCUGCACCGUUGUUGUCAUUCUUAAACAACCCCCUUCCUGCACAUGGAGCCUGACUGAUCUCAACACUGUACAGAGUGUGUGUGUGUUGGGGUUCUAGGAGACAGCGCCUCCCUGCUGCGGAGCCCAGAGUCGGAGGCAGCAGGUGCAGCUGACGCAGAUAGGCGUUAGGCAGGCAGGGCCAGUUGGGGGACAGAAAGGGAGAGAAUGAGUGAGAGACGUUAGAGGAGGAAAAAGCCACAGGGACUCAAACAAACAGGAGAGCAGACCGCCGAACAGAACUGGACAUAUGACUUUAUCACACGCACUGUUCUGGUCCUGGCACAGUAUGUGAGAACGAAAAAGGACCUGAACUGCACCAGACAUUCCCCUAGCUUCAGUGGUGAAGGAACGUGCGGACAGGCUGUCUCACACUAAGCUAUGGAAUGCCCCCUGCACCCACCAUCACUAGUCUCCAAUCUUUGGACUGAGCUCCAAACGCUCAGUUAGCGGCUGUGCUUCUCCCCUCGAACUCUUUACAACCAGGGGACGAAGAAAAGGAGCGGGCUUUCCAAGUCCUCCGCUAAAAACGCACAGAGCACUUUCUUUUUUAGAAUAUCUCAGCUAUCUCUUUUUCUCCACUUGGAUUUUUUCUGCUGAAAUCACAUCAAGAUGGAGAUGGAUUCAUACUUGUGGAUGGUGAUCCUCGGCUUCAUCAUUGCCUUCAUCCUGGCCUUUUCGGUGGGCGCCAAUGAUGUCGCUAAUUCGUUCGGCACGGCGGUGGGGUCCGGUGUGGUCACGCUGAAGCAAGCCUGCAUCCUGGCGUCCAUCUUUGAGACCCUGGGCUCGAUGCUGCUGGGAGCCAAGGUGGGCGAGACGAUUCGGAAGGGCAUCAUAGACGUGAGCCUGUACAACGACACGGUGCCGGUGCUCAUGGCAGGGGAGGUCAGCGCCAUGGUCGGGUCAGCGGUCUGGCAGCUAAUCGCCUCCUUCCUCAGACUGCCCAUCUCUGGGACUCACUGCAUUGUUGGCGCCACCAUCGGCUUCUCCAUGGUGGCCAUCGGCACCAGGGGCGUACAGUGGAUGCAGCUCGUCAAGAUCGUGUCGUCAUGGUUCAUCUCCCCCCUGCUCUCUGGACUCAUGUCUGGACUCCUCUUCCUGCUCAUCAGACACUUCAUCCUCAGCAAGGAAGACUCUGUCCCCAACGGCCUGCGAGCGCUGCCUCUCUUCUACGCCACAACCAUUGGGAUCAACACGUUUUCCAUCAUGUAUACCGGAGCGCCGUUGCUCGGGUUGGAGAUGCUGCCGGUGUGGUCCAUCUUUCUCAUAACUUUAGCCGGGUCGUUGGUGUGUGCAGCUAUCGUCUGGUUUAUCGUGUGUCCUUGGAUGAGGAGGAAAAUAGCAAGUCGUCUAAAGAAGGAGCAGGCUCUUUCCAGGAUUUCAGACGAGAGCCUGGACAAGAUACCAGAGGAGGAGGAGGAGAGUCCCGUCUUCAAGGAGCUUCCGGGAGCCAAGGGAACCGAUGAGGCCGUGUUGCCGCUCACCGGCGGCAGUGAUCGAGGGACCCGCAACUCCAGUGGAGAGCUCACCAACCUGGCUAAUGGAGGCACCGUCCUGCCAAAUGGCAGGGCGUAUGGUCGGACCCACUCGAUGACCAACGGCUGCCUCAAGUCGCCCAUCUCUAACGGCAGCUUCAGCUUCGAUGGCCACAUGCGCAGCGAUGGCCAGGUGUACCACACGGUGCACAAAGACUCUGGUCUCUACAAAGACCUGCUUCACAAAAUCCACCUGGGUCGCAUGGACGACAGCGACCGCUCGGGCACCAACGCCGGGCCGCCUGACAACAAUUACCGCCUGCUGCGCCGCAACAACAGCUACACCUGCUACACAGCGGCCAUAUGCGGCAUGCCCGUCCAGCCGCUCAUACGCACAGAGUCGCGUGACGACAGUGAAAAGCUGGUAGGCGAGGGGGGCGGCAGGAGCAACAGCGUGUCCUACACCAAGAAGAGGAUACGCUACGACAGCUACUCGUCGUACUGCAACGCCGUAGCCGAGGCUGAGAUCGAGGCCGAGGAGGGCGGGGUGGAGAUGAAGCUGGCCACGGAGCUGGAGGGGGUGGAGGAGGAAGGGGCCCCAGCUCCAAUACCUCUGGACGACUUGGCCGAGGAGGAUCAUGAGGAGAAGGACAAACCUGAGGUGUUCCAGCUUUUCCACUUCCUGCAGAUCCUCACCGCCUGCUUUGGGUCCUUCGCCCACGGAGGCAACGAUGUCAGUAAUGCCAUCGGGCCCCUGGUGGCGCUGUGGAUGAUCUACGACCAGGGCGGCGUGAUGCAGGAUGCUGCCACUCCCAUCUGGCUGCUGUUGUACGGUGGCGUCGGCAUCUGCGCCGGGCUGUGGGUGUGGGGCCGCCGCGUCAUCCAGACAAUGGGGAAGGACCUGACUCCCAUCACCCCCUCAAGUGGAUUCACUAUUGAACUGGCUUCCGCACUCACAGUCGUGUUCGCUUCCAAUAUCGGAAUCCCUGUCAGUACCACACACUGCAAGGUAGGAUCGGUCGUGGCCGUGGGUUGGAUCCGCUCCAAGAAGGCGGUGGACUGGCGCCUCUUCAGGAACAUCUUCCUGGCGUGGUUUGUCACGGUGCCGGUGGCCGGCCUGUUCAGCGCCGCCGUCAUGGCCCUGUUCGUCUACGGAAUCCUGCCCUUCGUCUGAGGGCGCACGGCUGGGAGGGAUAACACAGGAGGAAAGAAUCAGAGAGAGAGAGAGGGAGACUACAAAUCAUAGCUGGAGUGUCGGGGGUACAGAGAAAAGAGGAAGGAAGCGGAGAGGGUGACGACGAGGAGAAGGAAGAGAGAGGGAGGGAGCUGCAGAGGUUCACACAUGGACUUGGUUGUACUGUGGAUGUGAGGAGGGUUGGUUCACCUGCUUCCUGGCUCCAGAGUCCAGAGAUCUUUGCGACUCAUUUGAGUUUCUGAUCGCUUUUUAUUUAUUCUCUUUUCCGGGUGCAACCGUUGCGUUGACCGAACCAUUCAAUCUGCUGUACAUAAGAUUUCCAGUAACUUUUAACAGGAAUUAUUACAGGAAUUAUAGUUACUGGGGAAACGGUGUCCCUUUCUGUCUCUUUCUUUAAAAAACCUAGACUGCAAACGACUAAAAAUGAUCAAAACCAGCUAAUUCUGCACAACUCAAGUGACAAACAUGCCUGCAGUGAAACUAUACCCCUCGAGGUAGCUUAGGCAGUCAAGUGCUUACUAUUCCAAAAUGCCAGGAAAAAAAAUCUGUACAUAUUGUUGUUAUUGGAUGGAGUGUGAUUUAUUGUAUUGCAGCUUGCUUUAAAAUUCAAAAAAAUGAAAUGAAAAGAUGUGCGUGGUCAACCAACCCAUCCGUCAUCUCACUGUUAACACGCUCGCCAGGUACAACUGGGGCCAAACGGAAAAGGACGCCUCAGAGAGGAGGGGGGUGGUGGGACUGUCGCUCUGCUUUCUUAUUUUCCACGAUACCAUAGAAACCUGAUUUGCUAAAGAGUUGAUUUUUUUUUUUGGGGGUCAAAAGCUCCUGUAUGUUUUUAGAGAUGGAUCUCGUAUUUUUUAAUGAUGUAUUAUACUGUAAUUUGUACUGUAAAUACUGUCCUUGAAAGAGUUUUGGGGGCGGAAUUGGGGAUCAUGGUUUGUAUUUAAUGUCGUAGGGUGGGGGUUUGGGGGCUUUGCACCUCUUCAUGAUGUCAUAUUCAAGAGUAUGUUUCAUCCCAGACACGCACAGUAGAGUACACACACACUCAUGAACACACACGUGACAGGCUGCUGUUUUUUUCUUCCCGUGGUUGGCGGAAGUAUGUUUCCUGAAUGGGAAAACGGUAUUUAAAUGAAUCAACCGAAUCCGUCCUCAAAGUGGAGAAAUGCCGUUUGCGUUUGAUUUGAUCUCAUCGGUUAAUUCAUCAGUACUGACAGAAAGUUCUUUAAAAAAGCCCUUGAGAAAAUGUGCAGCAGCACCAAGCCAAAGCAAGCUGCGUUGUCGCCAAUUUAAAGUAGAAUAAUUUAAAGGUCUAAGUGCAGCAGAAGCCAAAAUAUUGAAAUAUAAAAAAUGAGGCAAAUAUCAACUGAAAUGUUCACAUAUCUGCAUCUGUUUGCCUUUUUAUUUUCAUACAUUAUCAGUUACUGGAGUCAUUUCCCUCACGUUGAAGGCUCCCUGCCAAGAUCUGUCCGUCGUGUCCGUUUCCCCCCGAACCUCAGAUCUGAGGUGCGUCCGUCAAGAUGCCUCCAGAAGUUAAAGCCUUGCUGUGUCAUAUCAAACACACACACAAAUAAAGGCAAACUGUUGUUAGGUUAUGUCUCAGCCAGUUAGACAGAGGUGGAGGAAAAUGGGAUUCAACCCCAGCCACACCUGUAGCUCCUCAAAAUGGGCCGGUGCUGUGUUUUUGAAGCGUAGACGCGUUCGGCUUAUUGAUCACCUGUGUUUCAAUCCAAGUGCUAAAGGUUAGCGAGACAUCAUGGGGUCAAGUUGAGGGCUGGACGCGGAAAAGAACCUCUGGUGUCACUAAAACAUCACAUGACUUUUUGUCUGAGGAUCGUGAUGUUUGAAUAAGGUGGUACCGGGGGGUUAGUACUGAUCAUCACCAGCUUUUUAACGGGGGUCACCUGACCUGCAGACGAACAAAGUCGAAAGCGUUUUUUUAUUUGAACAAACUCGAUGCCAGGUGUUGCAAGUUCUUUUUGUUCUUGUGGUGUGUUUCCUAAUUUCAUUUUUUUUGUUUGUUUUGUUUUUCUCUCUCAUGAACAAAUCUAUGCUUAAGUAACCACUUGCCUUGUAACUUUGUGUUUAACUUUGUGCAGAUACGGUCAAAAAUAAUUAAGUACUGUGGUGUUUACAUCGUAACCAUAUUGUAGAGUAUCUGAAGAAGAUAAAAAAAAAAACUGUUGCCUAAUGAUGCCAAUGAAAGACAAACUAUUAACCAUGAAUUUUUAAGUGCAAGUAAAAAAAACGAAAUAACCUGAAGUGUCUAGAGAGAAAGAGAGCAAAGAGCAAGCGUGCACACGAUGACCUGUUUUCCGUUCUUUGUCGUAGUAGUAGCGCUCAUCAUGAUCCCUGUCACUUUACACUGCUACUACAAUGUGUUAACUCUACAUGUAAUGGGUGCAAUUCAGUAAUGAAGAGAAUAACUAGAGAAAUUUCAUCAAGACUAUAUAUUUUUCUACCAUAUCUGAGUUUUAACCUGAGCGAGCUUCCAGACACUUUGGAGGACACACUGUGGGGUCGACGGGGAAACUGCUGAACAGGGACUGGUUCACAGCGACGAUGACAGACGGUCUUAUUACAGGGUGUCUCACCUUGCCGGUGCCAUGCCACACACUCCCUCCGAGCCCGGUGUGUUCUUGUAACAUGUAGAUUGACGUGUCGGUUGCCAGUAGAUCAGAUUUUUAAAUUACCAUUUUUAUUUUUGAAUUUUAGAUGAAAACACUUUGUAAUUUUGUUUCCCUAUACCGCUUGGAUCCGAGCUGUGGGAGCAGGACGGCACCUUGAUAAAACCGGGACGACUGCUCGCUGAAGGCGAAAUCUAUCGAAUCAGAAUCUGUGUAGCUGAGAAAUCUGAAAACGUGAAGGAAAACUGGACUGUGAGGACAUUUGUCUCCUUGUUUUGGCAGAUUAUGACUUUUGAAGCUCUUUACUAUUACAGGCCGUGUGUUACAGAGGGGGCCGCACGGAGCGGGUGUGUCCACAUUCAAGCGUUUUAAACCAAUUUCAUGAUGCACAAAUAUACGUGUUAGUAAAUGUGCUAAAUGUGCGGAAGCUCACAGAAGCACAGAGCCAACACUCUGGAACUGAACAAGAGUUUUUGUUGUGCAAGAACUCAACUUUUAAUCUGUAAAAUGGAGAUUUUGUCAUUUGGUUUUUCUCCUGCUUUAUUUGAUGAAUAAAUGUCAAAUGUAAACUUAAAAUGGUGGAAAAUUUACCCCUGAUUUGAUUAAGAAAGGUCAUCCAGACAUGACCACAGUUAACGAUCAGUAAGUUACAAUUUCUAAAAUCCUACAUGACCCUCCAGGUUAGCUUCUGAUCCGCUAGAUGGUAACGACUAGCCUACAACUCCCAUGAGUCUUAGCAGUUAAACUAAUAGUAGCAGCUGUUGUUCAAAGUUCAAAUGUCCAAAUGUAAUUUGAAAAGAAAACCCCAGUAAACCUCUUUCAAUGUUUUAUAAAACUAUGCAUUUUCUGACCGAGGCAAAUGGAAGUUGCUCUUCCGAUGAAAUGGAGACUGAAUAAUUGGAUCAUGAGGUGUAUUUCUUUAUGAAUUGGGCUCCGCCAACUCACCUCAGAUGAUCUGGUUUGUGCAUCUUCACCACGCUCCGCAGGUCCCCUCUGUAUCACCAUCAUCUUUUGUUCUUCCGUGCAUUCUCAGUCCUGAUAGGCCGAAAGGGAUGCACUGCUCAAGAUGGGGAGGGGAAAGUGAAACACGCCCUCUGGUGGCAGCGUCAAGUGUCGUGGACAGAAAUGAUCAAAAUUGGCUUUGAAUUCAUUUCAAGCAGGUCACUGUUUUUGUCUCACCUUAUCCAUCUCUUUGUCCAGCAGAGACAAAAACGCAAACAUGUAAAUAUUUCGCUAAACUACAAAACGUGUGUUAGCUUUAUGCAAAAAAUGUUUGCUCACGAAGACAAUGUUUUCAAGGCCUUUAAAUGUCAGACCUUACUGAUGCUAAUUAUUUAAAUGACCUAAAACGUCCUCGAUACAAUUUAGUUUGCAUUGUUUUAGCUCUGUAGUUAAAUUUGUGAUAUCUAAAAACAAUUGGUUUGACAUGCACGCAGCCACUAGAUGGCGUAGUCCGACACUUUCUCUCCCCGUAAGCGAUUGACAGCAUUUUAGACCAGUUUCAACCGAUCAGUAUAAAUCAACCAGUGGUGUGGUGUGAUUGCCAUUGAGGGAGUUUCUGUGCUUCUUCUGCAUUUAUAACUGUUUUUGUCGACUUUUCUUGUAGAGAAAAACUAGAGGAACAGAAUGUGCCAUUUUCUUUCUCCCUGAAUGCAAUACAAGCUCUUUUCUCGUGAAGGCGCAACGACAUCGCUGUCACUCUGUGGUCAUGUAGCUCCACCUGCCCCGGUGUAAUAGCGCCCCCUCCUGUUUGUGUGGAACUAGCACCACCUCACGGAGGCGGAGGGCCGUCAGCUCAGACCUUCAUCUGGAUGUGGCUGUCUCUUAGUUUUCUGGUCUGUUGUGUAAUAGAAUGUGCUCCUUGGCUGGCCUGCAGGCUUUACAGCGCCGUGUCGUCGUUUUACUGUUUACUGCUGUUUAACUGUCCGGUCCUUCAAAAAGUACAAGAAAAAUAAUGAUAAUAAUAAUAAUAAUAGAUGAAUAAAAAAAAAAUCUAAAGAAACUGUAGCCUGCUUCUUCAAAAUCUUAAAGCUCUUCUGAUUUGCAUAUAUCGUACUGUAAUGUUUUAUUUAAGAUUUUAGUGAGAAAACAAUGUCUGCAUUUAAACUAAAUUAUGGGAAUUAAAAUUACAAAGAAAACCUAAA
Messenger RNA from Hippoglossus stenolepis (Pacific halibut), 7696 nucleotides. It is a transcript of the gene slc20a2, whose product is annotated as solute carrier family 20 member 2. NCBI's taxonomy places the organism in Eukaryota, Metazoa, Chordata, Actinopteri, Pleuronectiformes, Pleuronectidae. The record is from RefSeq and is a predicted model, not a curated record. The transcript is spliced from 11 exons. Gene Ontology annotation, cellular component: membrane. Gene Ontology annotation, biological process: phosphate ion transmembrane transport. Gene Ontology annotation, molecular function: phosphate transmembrane transporter activity. Bases 871 to 2907 code for a protein of 678 amino acids.